UGUUGUGAGACAUGGAAAACUUGGACAUUGGAGUAGGGUCUAGCUGUCAAAAUGUAGCUAAUGAAUUAAACUUGGACGACGAUGAUUUGAUAUAUACUCCUCAAGUAUCAGAUGAGUUGAGGCCAAAAAAGGGGUUUGGCAGGGGACUAGUGCGCCAACGUCACGAGGAGUUGAUGGCCGAUCACAAAGACUUGAUUGAGAAACCUAAACUUAGAAUAAAUCAUGACUUUUUGGAGCAAAUGGUUGAUAUUUACACUAAUGAGAUGUAUUUCAAGUUUGAGGCUGAAGUGUGUGACAGCUUUAACUACAAGUUACAGUUUGUUAGGGCAACUGACAAUCAGAGUGUGUAUCAAAUUCAAAGAAAGAAGCUCGCAACAAGCAAAGUCCGCGAAAUCGUUUAUGACAAGGACUUGGAUUUGGUUUCUUGUAGUUGUAAAAAGUUUGAAAGUGCCGGAAUCGUAUGUACUCACAUUAUCUCCUACUUGAUGAAAUUUGAUGCUGAAAUAUUGCCCGAUAAAUACAUCUUAAAGAGGUGGACUAAGUCUGCAAAAUCGGGGACAGUGGUUGAUGAUAAAGGUAUGCAGAUAAACCCUGACAAUUCUUAUCUUUUAACACGGAGUCAAUUUAUCCAAUCAUCUUUGGAAUUAGUUGACAAGUCCCUUGUAUGUGAAGAAACGAGGAAGAUGUUUACCGAUGGAGUGCGUAUCAUUAAUGAGCAAAUCGACCAAUUCAUUAGUAGCCGCACGGUUGCAAAGAGCUUCACCGAGAAAAGUAAUCAAAUGAGUAGUAAUUUAAUGGAUGAUGGUACUAGUGUGCAUGAUUCUUGUACUUUUCAAAAUAGUUUCAAUGAACCCGAUCAAGUGCGAGCAAAAGGGUGCGGCAAAAGGUUGAAGGGGGGAAAAGAGAAAGCAAUGGCUAGAGCAAAAAAUAAAAAAGAUAGACGUUGCCACGGGUGUGGUAAAGUAGGCCAAUCACAUGAUAAGCGAAAUUGUCCGGCACUCACAAAUCCGUAAGUAAUAAUUCUUUUAUUAUUUAUGUUGUCUUAUUUUUCACAUUCUAGUAUCCUUCUUGAUGUAUAUAUGUAUGGAUAUUUUAAUAUAAUGUAGG
Messenger RNA from Asparagus officinalis (garden asparagus), 1107 nucleotides. RefSeq names its product protein FAR1-RELATED SEQUENCE 1-like. The transcript has 2 exons. NCBI's taxonomy places the organism in Eukaryota, Viridiplantae, Streptophyta, Magnoliopsida, Asparagales, Asparagaceae. Bases 12 to 1013 code for a protein of 333 amino acids. Gene Ontology annotation, molecular function: zinc ion binding. The record is from RefSeq and is a predicted model, not a curated record.